Alternaria atra is the source of this 474-nucleotide messenger RNA. RefSeq lists its product as uncharacterized. The record is from RefSeq and is a predicted model, not a curated record. The coding region runs from base 1 to 474 and encodes 157 amino acids. The transcript has a single exon. NCBI's taxonomy places the organism in Eukaryota, Fungi, Ascomycota, Dothideomycetes, Pleosporales, Pleosporaceae.
AUGAUGGUCCGCGCGCAAUUCCGUACCACACAACGAUUACAAGCCAAACAGCCCAACGAAUACGAGCUCACAAUCGUGCCUUCUGACCCUAGCUCGGCACCAUCGUCGUUUCCAGCCGCUCAUCCUUCAAGGGCGCCAUCAAAAACGUCACUGACAUCGUCUUCAACCGCCUUGAUCGCCUCCAUCAACACCACCUCCGCACCAACUGCAGUCUCCAAACCAAUCUUGAAGGUCAAGAACAUGGACAUGGAAUGGAAAGGCAUCGAUCUCACAGUUUGCAAUAUCAUCCUACCCCGUACACCCGUUUUGCGACCCCUGGUGUUUCCCAUAUUUGGGUUGACACCUACAAUUCCUGAACUGUGGCUAGAUCUCACUGCACCCACGCCUAUGUCGUUGCCUGAGACGCCGGUGCUGCGACCGAUUAGUGAUGAGAACGCGUUGAAGGAGAUCCCAGAGUUGGAUCUAGCUGUGUAG